Molecule: messenger RNA, 564 nt
Organism: Cooperia oncophora
Lineage: Eukaryota; Metazoa; Nematoda; Chromadorea; Rhabditida; Trichostrongylidae
Source: the annotation of a GenBank genome assembly
AUGGACGAUUAUGUGGAUCUCGCCGACACUUUGCUAAAUAUUGAUGGAGAGCUAGUGAACGUUAUAUCGGCUGACAGGGGAAAAUGGAAUAUCCCUGUGGACGGAAAGCCGCUGGAAUGUCCCGACUGUUUUCGGCAGUUUGCGAACGCGGGUCGCCUUGAGCGUCACAUUUCCGGUUUUCAUUCCCAUUAUGGCGCUUUCAAGUGUUUGCUUUGUGGUCAUAGAUUCAAAUAUGACUACAAUCUUUUGUUUCAUUAUCGCCAUAGCUGCGCCUAUACAAAACUGCUCGUUGGGGCGGACGUUCGAAAACUGUUGGAUGCUGCUUCUUUGAGAAAACUCAUCUCGCAAAUCAAGGAAUCGGAUCCACAGUUGCGUACGGGGAGUUCACGACUCGUCAACGUCAAGCGGCGACCGUCCUUGAAGGCUGUGCCAAGAAACGUUCGCGUUAUAGAAUCAUCCGCUACAAAAUCCCGAUGUAAACGUGGUUUGGAGGAGGGAAAGAAGUGUCCUGUUUGCGGUAUGUUAGUUCAUGUUCAAGAUGGUGAACCUGUGUAUAAUCAUUAG